AGGAGAAUGACCGCAGAUGCGCGCGCGUGUGCAUGAGGAUGCUUCUAUGGGCUCGAUGGGCUGCGGGGGAAGCAGAUCCGCCACGAUCGAACCCCGUUAUUACGAGAGCAGAGACACCGAGUCGACGUGGCUGACGAGCACGGACACGGACACGCAGCGGGCCGCCGGUACCGGAACCGGAGAGAGCGCGAGCGACGAUGACAAGACCGCAGCGGGAGCCGCAUCAGAUCAAAAGGAAGAGAAGCCUGUGACCAGAAGCUCUUCUGCCAAAGAGAAGAAGCUGGUGAACGCUGGCACCCAGUGUGGAAGAAACCCCGGCGGCACCCCGAGGAGACCAGCGCACAGAGACCAGGAUAAGAGUAAAUCAAAGACAACCCCUCAGAAAGACGGGGUUAAAAGUGUCCGAUCCGACUGUAAACACAGAGGUGAUGCCUUGACAUGAGUUUGAUGCUGUCGAACACGUCUAAUUAGAUGCAUAUGUUAAAUCGUCUGUGUGUCUGCAUGCAAACGCUGAGCGCUGGAGCGGAUGCUGACCCUGACCCUGACAUGCUGCAACGCCUCAUUUGCAUCUCUGAAGUGUUAUUUAUUUCCCUCCAGUAUUAUGUAUUUUCAUCAGUAUUGUGAUAUUCUAGUGCCUAAUGAGUCUGUGUGAUAAUGCAGAUGUCUCAGGUUGUGAUGGGAUGAAAUGAAGACGCAAUCAAACACAACAUUGUCUUGUUUCUCUGCAGACUGAUUUAGUUAUGAUUCAGUGGAGUAGUAUUUAUUUUUAUUUUUUUUGUUUGUUCAUGAUAUCAUUGUUUACAGGGACUCAAAACAGCACAAGAAUAUUUUGAAUUGAUAUUUUACUAUAACUGAUAAAAAAAAAACAAUAAAAAAUCUGAAAUGGAAA
This is a messenger RNA of Carassius gibelio (silver crucian carp), 889 nucleotides long. It is a transcript of the gene baalca, whose product is annotated as BAALC binder of MAP3K1 and KLF4 a. The record is from RefSeq and is a predicted model, not a curated record. The transcript has 3 exons. Gene Ontology annotation, cellular component: cytoplasm. The coding region runs from base 17 to 442 and encodes 141 amino acids. NCBI's taxonomy places the organism in Eukaryota, Metazoa, Chordata, Actinopteri, Cypriniformes, Cyprinidae.